Molecule: messenger RNA, 2990 nt
Organism: Ornithodoros turicata
Lineage: Eukaryota; Metazoa; Arthropoda; Arachnida; Ixodida; Argasidae
Gene: Axud1
Product: cysteine/serine-rich nuclear protein 3-like
Exons: 4
Coding region: 412-1776 (454 amino acids)
Biological process (GO): regulation of transcription by RNA polymerase II
Cellular component (GO): nucleus
Molecular function (GO): DNA-binding transcription factor activity, RNA polymerase II-specific; sequence-specific DNA binding
Source: RefSeq, a predicted model, not a curated record
UCCAUGGAAAUCGUGUGAGGGCGAGAAGCGAGCACAGCACGCUGUUUUUUUUUAUGUUUUUCGCGCUGUGCUCUGAGCAGUUACAGUAGAUGUAAGAGUCCAUUGCAAAACUGUUUCUAUUCCCGUCACCAAUAGUUUGAAGUGAUGGACUAACGUAAAUAAUGAGCUAUGUGUUCUGUACAUAACCUUCACACACUCGAGGGAGGAACUGUCUGCUUUGUAACUAUGACCACCAUUCAUUCUCGUCAUUCUCGUCCUCGCAGGUUCGCGAAGUUCAUUAGGCGCAGUGUUACAUAUUCAUAGACAAAAACUUGUGCAUUUCACCACAACCUUCACGUCACUUGCGAGCACCGAAGAGCGCAGGAAAAUAGAAUGUGCAGAACGGAUUUAUCGAGUUGUUAAGAAUACUUCAUGCCGAAACGUGCCCUGGAUGAGACCGGGGGUCUCCCGGAUGUCGCCGAUGGUACCUCGCUGCCUUCGUCGAGUGGGGAGCACACUCCUUCGAGUCAAGGAGAAGACUGUCAGGACGGUAGAAGCCCACCUCACAAAUGCAGACGGAAAGCAGUGGGCUUCAAUGAUGUCACUGUUUACUACUUCCAGCGAAUGCAGGGAUUUACAUGUGUGCCUAGUCAAGGAGGUUCAACACUGGGCAUGAGCCCCGUGCACACAGAGAAGAAAACGUUCAGCCUCAAGCAGCACUCUGAAGAGAGGCGUCGUUUGCAUUUUGAAGGGAUAGAACAAAGCUCUUCCUCUUCAUCACCAACGGACGAGACCCUUACUUCUUUUGAAGACUGUGCCAACUCAUCUAGUAAUGGCAAGUUUGAUGACGACGACGAUCUGGACGAAGCCGACGAAGAAGACGUAGACACACUAAAUUACCUGCAGCCUGUCCCAACGCGUCAGCGAAGGGCAUUGCUGCGGGCAAGUGGUGUGCGCAAGAUAGAUGCUCUAGAGAAGGAUGAAUGUCGUGACAUUCGAACGUCGCGCGAGUUUUGUGGAUGUGCCUGCCGGGGGCGCUGUCUGCCCCAUGAAUGUUCCUGCUCCUUGGCUGGCAUCUCCUGUCAAGUGGACCGAAUGUCAUUUCCAUGCGGGUGCACACGCGAGGGUUGUGCCAACGAGUCUGGCCGUACCGAGUUCAAUCCAGUACGGGUGCGAGCGCACUUUCUGCACACGUUGAUGCGACUGGAACUCGAGAAGCAGCAGAGGCAACUGGAAGGAUGCGACCCCUCAUCCGCGACGCAACUUUCCCUAGCUUCGAACCUCAAUUUCCACAGACUCAACCCGCGUACCCUGAUGUACUAUAAUGGAAGCUCCGUAGACACGGCCACCAUGAGGUACAGCUCCGAGGAGGAGGAGGAAGAAGAGGAGGAAGAUGAAACGUCGUAUUCGGAGAACUCCGACUACUCCACAGAGGACGAAACGGAAGAGGCGCGAUCAUACGACGGAGUGUCGGACGACAAGCAGAGCGACAGCGGGGAUCUCACCUGCGCCAGGUUGGCGAGCGACGCACUGGACUAUACAGAUUUAAGUGAAGCUGUGCCAAAAGACAGUGCCGCCGCGGAGGAGAGGAGGGAAGCAACGAGGGGCGUCGUUCCGGUCGACCCCGUCUUCGUGGGGUGCGGAGACGACUGUGCUACGACGGGACUCGAGCAGGCGACCGACGUUGAACAGAACGGCAGGGUGGACGACGGGGAAGGGUCUUCCUCGGCUGCCACGACGGACAGUGCGUUUGGAGAGAUCAUAAAGGCGUCCCUCGGAGAGGUGACGACAUUGUGAUGGUGAUGGUGAGCAGUUGGGAUUCGGGCUCUUAGCUUUUAUCCGUUGCCGUGUGUGAUUUUUGUUAUCUUGUCGUGCUCCCAUGUUGGGUAAACAGCAGGACAAACUCAUGUCUUCUCUUUCCAAGAAAACUUCCAGAGCAUCAUCCCCCCCUCCCCCCCCCCUUUUCUGCUGUAGAUAAACUCAUCCGUAAAACGCAAAACGUGUAACAUCGCUGCUUCGUCUUGUGGAUUUCGGACCUUGGUAGUUUUUGUGUUGGAAGUGCUUGUUGGACAGUUGUGUUCAUACUGCUUUAUGCAGAAAAAUUACAGUGAAUGACUAAAACAAGGACUGAAGGACUAUUUAAUCCAAAAGAGGACGAUGUCAAAACCCCAACACAUGGAAGUGGUUAGUGAAAUGGUGUGUUGCUAUGGGGUGGGGCCUGACUGACAUAUUUUAAGUUAACCUUUUGAACUUGCAAAGCUUCAGAAGUGAUAUGAACAGUAAGGUAUUAUUGUUCAUAUCAUGCAUGGGUUUUCAUGGCUUGAGUAAAACAAAUAGUCCUUCUAACAUGAUCUCAAAGGGGACACUUCUAAAGAAGUGCUAUUUCUCACAAAAUUUGGCCUUCAUUAAUCUGGUCAAAAUUGUAGCGGAAAAGAAAGAACGAAAAGACAUCCCGCUAGGGAGUGUAUUGACAUCUUGGGAGGGGGGGAAAGAGAUGGAUGUAUGGUUUUUGGGUUUACACUUUCGUCGUAAAGCUCUAUAAUUUUUUUUCUGGGGAAAGCACUGCAAAGCGCAAAACAGUUAUAUACCAAGAUGUUUUCUUUUCCUUGAAGCUUCUAUCUGUUGUACAACCUACUUUGUACAGGCAUUUUUGUACAUACGCGAGUACUUUUAAAUCAUGUAGAGAUUAUGGUAUCCGUACUUCAGAAAAUCCUCCUCAUGUUUUAAUUGCAUGCUGUGUUGCAGCACACUUAGUAUGCUCCCAGGGUACCCACAAUCAAUUGGACUUUGAGUCGUGUGAGUAAGAAGAGUGAUUCUGUCGGUGUGCCUCUGUGCUAUGCUUUUUAAAAAGUGACAUUUGUGUACAGAGUUAUAGCUGUUGGUACAGGCGUGAGCCCUGCCACCAAUUUAAGUUUUAAUAGAAUUGAUCAUGUAUGGCUGUGCUCUCUAAGAGAGUCCUGUGUACUUUUUAUUUGUCGUAUGCGAAUAAUGAAAUUUCAGUUUGAAUCAAA